AUGGGGUGUCCUGGGGCCGCCAUGAUCUUGGCUUUCUUGGCGACUGCCGCCGCCUACCCGUCGAGCCUAACCUGCGACUUUGCCUGCAUGGGCAACUAUAUGCCCGGCAGCAGCUUCGGGUACAUGGGCGUUGCCAACAUUGGCAACGAGACGGGCACCAACUGCGUGGUCACCACAAACAUCCCUUCCAGUGGGUUCGUGACCAAUGAGACCUACACAGUGACGGUGACUUCGAUGACCAAUUUGGCACAGAGGGUGGUGGCCAGCGCGGGAAACUUCGGCAUCAACGGCAUGGUGUCCAACACUGGAGCGUAUUUUGGAAAGGGAACCUCCGAAAUACAUUCCUGGACUGCCAGCGGCGACAGCUCGUCUGUGACCUUUCGAGUUCUUUGUGGGUCUUCCCAGGAGAUGUGGUAUGCCGACACCAUGGUAAGCGCCGCCACCACCACUUCAACCACAAACACGGGAACCACAACCACAGCAGCGACCGUGAACAUGGCCAUGAGAUCCAUGAGUGCAGCGCCGGCGUUGCCGCUGCUCGCGAUGCUGGCCUUGAGCGUUUGA
Molecule: messenger RNA, 564 nt
Organism: Effrenium voratum
Lineage: Eukaryota; Dinophyceae; Suessiales; Symbiodiniaceae
Source: the annotation of a GenBank genome assembly